AUGCGGGCAGAAGUGUGUGCCUGCACGCCAAACUCGCUGAGUCAUUCAGGCCUGGAUGUCCACCUUGGCCUAUUCCUUGACCAAAACACACCCAUAUACCUUACAGAAGGUGUCAUCAACAAACCAGAGGUGGAGAUGUCACCACAAGAACUGCAGCUCCAUUACUUCAAAAUGCACGAUUAUGAUGGCAAUGAUUUGCUUGAUGGCUUAGAACUCUCCAUAGCCAUUACUCAUGUCCAUAAGGAGAAAGGGAGUGAACAGGCACCACUAAUGAGUGAAGAUGAACUGAUUAACAUAAGAGAUGGUGUUUUGAGAGAUGAUGACAAGAACAAUGAUGGAUACAUUGACUAUGCUGAAUUUGCAAAAUCACUGCAGUAGAUGUUAUUUGUCCAUCUCUUGGUUAUAUGCAAAUGUGAUCUGUGAUGAUGUGAUUGAACACUUUGAUAAUGCAAAAUAACUCAUUUCCAACUACUGCUGCAGCGUUUUGGUAAAAAACCUGUAGCAAUUUGUUACAGUGGGGUGAGAAGAGAUCAAGAGAAAUGAAAGAGAAGAGAAAUGGGACAUCUAAUAGUCCCUAAGCGCUAUUAAAUACCUUAUUGGACAAGGGCUUGCUUUUUAAAGCAUCUUUUCAAGAAUAUUGAAUAAUUGGAGCUGAGUACUCAGGAGCUUCACUGUAGUAGAAAACUGCUAGUUUCUUAAUUUUAAUUCAUGUUACCUGAAAAGUAAAACAACAGACUUUGACGAGUGGACGUUUUUCAGUAACAGUGAAGGAGUGGAGUGAAUGCCAAAUGUUUGCCCUGGUGGUUCCUAUCUCUUCAGGUAAACCUGGUCAGUAUUCUCUAAAGUUUCCCUGGCCUGAAAGACUACUUGCUCUGGGCAAGUGGAUAUUUAUUAGACUAUUUCAAAGCCACAGCAUAAGAAGAAUAUCAAAUAUUGAGUUCAGCCUAGCCACAGAGUCUAAGAUUCUGUAUCCUCCAGCCCUCUAGCAUUUUGGAAAUGGUACACCACUGGCUUGAGUGAUUAAUCUUUUUCAGAUUUUUAGCAUUUUAUACAACUUACUGCCACAUCCUUAUACUUUAUUACUUUUCUGUCUUCUUCAACCUGGGGGAGACCUUGAAUUUAAAUGUUUUCUAAUCAAUAGUGUUUUAGCUUUCUUAAUAUUUCUAUUUUACUCUUGUUUCUAGGAUUUCUUUUUUUUGCAGUUUAGGAACUAUUAGGAAUGUCAGGACUUUAUCAGCAGGGGUAAAACUACCAACUAGCCUAGCCUAAGUAGGAAGUGAAAAGAUAAUUCACCAAACAAUGAUUAACCUGAUAGAAGUUCUAUUCAGGAGGAAUAUUGUUUAAAUUACCUCUUUUAGCCUGAAUACAUGGAUUCUUUUCAAAUCAGGAAAGAUUAGAAAAGGAACCCUAAAAAUCCUUUAACAGUGUGAAUCUUAAUAGUAUCUGAAAAUGAGAAGUAACAGAUUGUAAUUUGGUUUAUUGGAUGUGAUGGACAUGCUGAAAGGAUGAUUGAAUGAGAAAAAGAGACUACAUAAAAUUUGCUGUAAGAUAGAUAGAGACUUAUUUUCUUUCUUAAAGUAUUCUUAUAAGAAAACAUGGCCAGGCGCUGUGGCUCAUGCCUGUAAUCCCAGCACUUUGGGA
Molecule: messenger RNA, 1641 nt
Organism: Chlorocebus sabaeus (green monkey)
Lineage: Eukaryota; Metazoa; Chordata; Mammalia; Primates; Cercopithecidae
Source: RefSeq, a predicted model, not a curated record